This is a messenger RNA of Rana temporaria (common frog), 2003 nucleotides long. RefSeq names its product homeobox C5 (gene HOXC5). Bases 243 to 944 code for a protein of 233 amino acids. The transcript has 2 exons. Gene Ontology annotation, cellular component: nucleus. Gene Ontology annotation, molecular function: DNA-binding transcription factor activity, RNA polymerase II-specific; RNA polymerase II cis-regulatory region sequence-specific DNA binding. The record is from RefSeq and is a predicted model, not a curated record. Lineage: Eukaryota; Metazoa; Chordata; Amphibia; Anura; Ranidae. Gene Ontology annotation, biological process: regulation of transcription by RNA polymerase II; anterior/posterior pattern specification; embryonic skeletal system morphogenesis.
UUUCACAGGCUUCCAUCAAUAACCUCCUGGGGUCAUCAAGCCAAAUUUAUGACUGGCCAACAGAGUCACGUGAUUCUAUUUAAACAUCCCAUAUUUGGGCAGAGCACAUAGAAUAAAGAAAGAGGAUUCCCCAGCUAUAAAUUCUGCACUUUAGAGAACAAAACCCCUGAACUUCAAAGGGCCACAAAUCAAGCCUAAUCAAAGGGUGCAAAAAAUAACAAUAAUAAUAAUAAUAAUCAGCCAUGAGCUCGUACGUAGCCAAUUCAUUCUAUAAGCAGAGUCAAAAUGUUCCAGCCUAUUCCAUGCAAAGUUAUGGGAAUUAUGGAUCUGUAUCCGAGGUCCCUUCAUCCAGGUAUUGCUACAGUGGGUUGGAUCUGAGCAUUACAUUCCCAUCUCCUGGUUCUUCAAACUCUCUAAACGGUCUGGACAUGCCUUCAAACCCCACUACAAACUCUGAUCGGCCUUCCUGUAAUGUCAUGGGCACUUCGGGGCACACACUGGGUAGAGGAGAUCAAGGUGCCCUCAGCCCUGGGAUUUACAAUCAGAAAGCGGGGAGCACUUCGUUGGAGGACAGAUCUAAAGGGAUUGAGAACAUCAAAUCAGAGCCGGUACUAACAACUCCACAAGGACAGCAACAACCACAACAGGCACAGCCACAGCAGACGCAGCAACAGCAGCAGCAACCACCCCAAAUAUACCCCUGGAUGACCAAACUGCACAUGAGCCAUGAAACUGAUGGCAAGCGUUCCCGGACAAGCUACACUCGGUAUCAAACCCUGGAACUAGAGAAAGAAUUCCAUUUUAACAGAUACCUGACACGUCGCAGGCGCAUUGAAAUAGCCAACAACUUAUGUUUAAACGAGAGGCAGAUCAAGAUCUGGUUCCAAAACCGAAGGAUGAAGUGGAAGAAGGAUUGUAAAGUCAAAACCAAAGACUCCAUUUAAAAUGGCGACCUCAAAGGAGUUAGAUAUUUAAACUUUAGUUUUACUACAUCUACUUAAAGAAACUUUUUUUUGUUUUUUUGCCUUUUGUGUGAAGGGAGGUGGAUGGGAUCAAGGGAAGGUAAAAUAACUACAGGGAAUCUGAGUUGAUUAACACCUCUAACACAAGACAGGUCCCCCCCACCCCACCCCUAUAUUUUGAAAGCAAAAAAAUUGUGUAUAGAUCUGUAUUUUAUCCAUUAUUAUUUUGGCUAAUGUCAAGGUGUAAAAUGUGGAGGAAAAAAAAACUGUUUAGGCAGCUCCUUGUAUAGUUUACUAGCCCAGGCGUCAUUGUACUAACUGUGCAAUCUGUCCAGGGUCAAGGAAAGUUCUUUGGGGAAAAAAAUGCUAAUUGGGAUACUAGGAUGAAAGGGGCAGGCAAAGAGUGGCUGUAUUAUAUUGUGCUUAUUAUAAUAGGGGUCAUAUCUUUGGCAACCAGUUAGAUUUGGAAAAUAUAAACAAUAGAAAAAAACACAAGUAUAAAGUUUCAAAAUGAAACUUUGCCAUUUGUUAUAUAGUAUUGUACAUACACACAUGAGUGUGUAAAAUCCACUAAGAUGUGUCCAUGCACUUGUAUAGUCUUAAAAAAAACAUACGUGUCACACACUACAGCGUGAAUUUGUUUUUAUGUCUCAUUUUAAUAGUAGUGUUUAUGUUUCUCCCCCUUGGGUCAAAUAUGUGCCCAGCUAUCCCUACCCUUUGCCCACACACUAUGGUAUACUUGGUUAUACAGUGUAUGUGUGCAGGAUUUAGUUUGUCUUCUUUUGGCAUUUUGGAAGGGAACAAAUCGCUAAAUUUAUUUUCAUGUGUAAUUUAUUGUGUUUUUUUAUAUAUUUUUUCUUUAUUUUGCAUUAUGCUGAAGUGUAUAAAACGAUUUGUACUUCAUUGUUUAAUAUAAUCAUUUUUAGCCAGUUUUCUGCGAUAAUGUAACUCAUAUAUUUAUUGGUUUCAGUUUCAUAUGUGAAAAUCAUGAAUCUUAUAUUUUGUCAUAUUGAAUAAACUGCAAGUAAUAUAAUAGAUGAA